AUGUCUAAAACUGAAUGUUAUUUCGAUGAGGAAGAGUAUGUUUGUCCACUUUGUAUGGAGGAAAUGGAUAUAUCGGACAGAAAUUUCAGACCAUGUCCUUGUGGAUAUCAAAUCUGUAGAUUUUGUUGGCAUCACAUUAAAGAGAUAUUAAAUGGGUUAUGUCCAGCAUGUCGUAGAGUAUAUUCUGAACAAACAAUUGAAUUUACACCUAUAUCGCCUGAAGAAAUAAAAAACGAAAAGAAGCAAAAAGAACGCGAGAAGAAAGAACUUGAGGCAAUGAACAGAAAACAUCUAGCCAAUAUGAGAGUUGUUCAAAAGAAUUUAGUUUAUGUUAUUGGUAUAAGUCCGAAGAUUGCUAACGAAGAGAUAUUACGAUCGCAUGAUUAUUUUGGACAAUAUGGUAAAAUUGCUAAAAUUGUGGUGAAUCGUCGAAACCCCCCACCUUCCAAUGUUCCCGGUGCUCCUCCACCUCAACCAAGUGUUGGUGUAUACAUCACUUAUGUAAAGAAAGAAGAUGCUGCAAAGGCUAUAGCUGCUGUUGAUGGAAGUGUAUCUGAUGGUAAAAUACUUAGGGCAAAUUAUGGCACGACAAAGUAUUGUACAUAUUAUCUACGAAACAUGGUAUGUCAGAAUCCGAAUUGUAUGUAUCUGCAUGAACCUGGCGAAGAAGCUGAUAGUUACACAAAAGAGGAUUUAGCUUCGGCUAGAUAUAGUCUCAGAGAACAUUCAGCAGCGACAGAAUCACACAAGCCAAAUCAAUUAGGAAAGCCGCCUUCAUCUGGUCCAACUCCUACACCAACACCAUCAACAAUCAUUUUUCCAACUCAUAAAAAACCUGAUUCAGCACCCUCAUCGACUUCAACAAUACAUCCAUCCUCUCAUUCAAAUUCACAACCUUCACACAUAUCUACACAUCCACCUACACAUCCACAAUUAACGCAUUCCGCUUUACAUCGUUUAGAAAAUGAUAAAAGCACUACUAAUGAGGAUAAAGAUGAUGCACCUGCAUUACCUCCAACUGCUUCUUGGGCUGCUAAACCAUCAAGUCAAGAAACAACUCCAGUUCUUAAUAAAAGUAAACUAAAACGAACCAGUCCUUUAGAUGUACAACCACCAAAUUCUAAAACAAAUAAAAAAAUCGAACCCAACUCCACCAAUAACACUACCACUAAUAAUAUUAUAAAUUUACUAAAUACAUCCAUCAAAAAGAACGAAUCGUCAGAUCAUAAUAAUAAUGAAAAUCUUCAACUACUAUCACAACCACCGCAGCAACUGAUUCAACAAAUUCAUAUAGAUUCUGCUAAUGAAGAUAAAGAACAAUCAAAAAAUGAAGCCAAAGCAACCGUCAGAGACUCUUCUCAAUCAAUCGAAAAUUCCAUAAAACAACAAAAGAUUAAACAAAAACCAGAUUUAGUUGCUCAAUUAGACAAGACAUUAUCUGCCCUUAGUGGUGGUUCAUUUUCAUUUAACGCGCCAUUAUUAGAAUCCGAUCCUCUAAUAGAUGAUAAGCUUAGUGAUAGUAUUUCUUCAAUUGUCACAGAUAGUAACGGUAUAAUUAAUGGAACACAUAUUGUUGCACCUCCACCUGGUGUCGGUUUCCCCAGAACAGAUAUCGUUUCGCCAACUUUUACUCCUACGUCCGAUCUCCAUCAACAGCCACAAAUUCAUUACACCGGCUCAUUCAAUCCGUUUGCAGCCGAUGAUGAUAAAUUCGAUGUGUUCAUUCCUGAAAGUAGUUCAUCAUCAUCACCAUUGACUGCUCUUGGCUUACCAUCAAUUGGUGGUACUGGUGGCGGUAGUGUAUCAUCAACAAAUUCCUACUCAACUGAUCCAAGACUUAUUUCACAUCAAAUUAAUAGUAAUAAUGUUUCUUCGAGGCCUAGACAUACGUCGCGUUUUGGUUUUGCACAAGAGGACAAUGACGGUUCUAAUUUGGAUCCUUUAUCAAUGAAAGAUUUACAAGAGGAUUUAAGAGCCAUUUUUCCUAAUGCUAAAGUAAGUUAUGGACCUAGUGAGAUUCAUCAGGAAUCCAUGUGGAGUUUGGCAAAUGAAUCUGGUGCUUUCGGAGGAUUGCCAAUCAGGCGUAGCUUAAUUCCAACAGCACCAUCAUCAUCUGUAGCUUCGAUAAACAAUGCAUUAAAUCAAACUCAAAAUCUUCAUGGUGACAAUACAAAUAACGUAGCUCCAAGUAUUAAAGCACCGCCUCCAGGUAUAUAUACACCAACACCUCGUAUGGAUUAUGGUGUUGGAGCAACAGGUGGUGGAUGGAACCCACAUAAUACUACACCAUGGAAUUUUGAAGAAGAUUAUAAUAUACGACCAAUUUCACUUCAAAAUCCAAACUUUUUACAAGGAGCUGCCACUACUGCAACAGUCAGACCUGCUAGAGAUGAUACACAAGAUUUUUUUGGAGCAUUUUUAAAAGCUGCAGUUGGAAACACAAACACACAUGAAGAUAUUCAUAAUGAGGAUCCUGCAAUUAUGACAGUUCGUUUUUCACAACCUGGCGAAAAUCCAUAUAGAGCACCAGGAGCACCAGGAGCACCACCUAUGAUUCCCCAACAACAAUAUCAGCCAAUGCAAAAUGUUGGAGCUCAUCGAUUAAGUGUGUUUGAACGGGUGGCAAGGACAGGAGAAGAUCAGAUUGGUAAUGGUUACGGUGUAGGAAUUGGAUUGGGUAAUGUGGAUGCAGGUGGGUUUUCUUCAAUGCUAAGUGGUCGAGAUAAAAAUUUAAGAAACACUGCUUCAAUAAAUAAUAACAACAAGGAAACAAAGAAAAAUGUUAAUAUUGAAGGUGUGGUAGUGAAUGCUAAAAAUAAUAUUGAUGAUUACAAGUCUAAAUGUGACGAUGAUGUAAAUUCAACAACGUCAAAGACGACAAGAACAAAAGAUGAUGAAUCUAGAAAAAACUUUAAUAAUAGACCAAAUAUUAUGACAUUUGUUAAUGAAAUAAAUAAAAUAAAAACUGUUAAUGAUAUACACAGAUUAAAAGCUUUUAAUUUUAACACAGAUUUUAAAUUUGACUUUUCUUCUUCGGGAUUGUUUUAUGGGACAAAAUCUGAAAAAGUUGAUGAAUUCUUUAUCACUGAUGACAACAAAAUUGAAGAUCUUGAGAGACAAUUAGCAAAUGCUAAACGAGAAGCACUGAUGCUUGAGAAUCGUUUGAGAGCCGUAAUAAAAAAGAAUAGUCAUCUUCAGGAAAUUGGAAGAAAAUGA
Messenger RNA from Entrophospora sp. SA101, 3216 nucleotides. NCBI's taxonomy places the organism in Eukaryota, Fungi, Glomeromycota, Glomeromycetes, Entrophosporales, Entrophosporaceae. The record is from the annotation of a GenBank genome assembly.